UGCAAUAACCCGUUUUCCUUUUGUCUCAUUUUAUAUUUGUUUAUUAUUUUAGUUUAUAAUUGACUUUUGAACAGUGUGAUUGUGAGGAGAAUGAAGUUAAUUUUGGCGGUGUCCUUGCUGGUAUGGGGAUGUCAAGGACAGAAAAACAAUUUCUUAGGCCUAAAUCAAUGGCUUGGAACCUUUUUAAAUCCGACAAAUAACACACCCACGGAUUGUUACACUGAGAAGCAGGAAGAGGGACAAUGUGUGAAAUUGUCAGAAUGCAUGGACAGCAACGAAAUCGACUUAGAAAAGAUGGACGUUUAUAGAGAUCGAAGCUGCCACUACUUGAAGAUAUGCUGUCCAAACAGUCGAUUGGUGACCGAAACCGUGACUCCACCUCCAAUGCCGAAAAAGAGGCCAGGAUGUGGAUGGAGCAACCCUGGCGGCUACAUAUUCCGCGACUCUUCAAAGACGCACGCCGAGUUCGGAGAGUUUCCCUGGAUGGUUGCUUUGAUGAGCAAAGAUGGUGUAGAUUGGAGACAAAAUGACUAUUUAGGUGGAGGGUCACUGAUUCACAAAUCCGUUGUGAUAACUGCAGCACAUAAAGUUCAGACGCUGAAUGCAAGUCAGGUAAAGUGUCGUGCUGGUGAAUGGGAUACGAAAACUACUAACGAGGUGUACCCACACCAGGAACGUGAUGUUAAGAAUAUAGUGAUACAUUCAAAUUAUGACAGAAGUCAGUUCAAAAACAACGUGGCAUUGUUGAUAUUGCAAACGCCAUUCGAUCUGACCGUACCUCACAUUGGUACCGCGUGUUUGGAAAGCACAAUGCCCCCACCUGGGACCGAAUGCUACAGCAUGGGGUGGGGCCAAAAGGACUUUAAUAAGGACGAGUAUGCUGUCAUUUUGAAAAAAAUAUCUUCACCUCUAUUGGAUAAUUCUGUAUGUGAAGUGGCAUUCCGGCCGAUUGUAGGAUCUGCGUAUAAUAUGGAUGACUCCAUGACCUGCGCAGGACGAGUUACCGGUUUGAGUAAUUGUAUGGGAGAUGGUGGAUCCCCACUUAUAUGCACUAUGCCCUCAUCCGAAGGUACUCGGUAUGCUGUGGUGGGAUUGGUCGUUUUUGGAUAUAGAUGUGGUUUAAAUGGUAUACCGGUAGCCUUCACGAAGAUACCACAUGUGUACAACUGGAUCGACGAUACUAUGAAGACAUACAAUUACGAUACUACUUCCUUCAAAUUCUAAACUAAAAUAUAUGUUUACCA
Messenger RNA from Pieris rapae (cabbage white), 1244 nucleotides. Its product is annotated as phenoloxidase-activating factor 2-like. Bases 91 to 1224 code for a protein of 377 amino acids. Gene Ontology annotation, molecular function: serine-type endopeptidase activity. Gene Ontology annotation, biological process: proteolysis. The transcript has 9 exons. The record is from RefSeq and is a predicted model, not a curated record. NCBI's taxonomy places the organism in Eukaryota, Metazoa, Arthropoda, Insecta, Lepidoptera, Pieridae.